This is a messenger RNA of Pecten maximus, 2232 nucleotides long. Its product is annotated as succinate--hydroxymethylglutarate CoA-transferase-like. The record is from RefSeq and is a predicted model, not a curated record. Gene Ontology annotation, molecular function: catalytic activity. The coding region runs from base 4 to 1323 and encodes 439 amino acids. Lineage: Eukaryota; Metazoa; Mollusca; Bivalvia; Pectinida; Pectinidae. The transcript has 14 exons.
ACAAUGUCAGCUGUAAUAAAGAGACUUUGCAGAGUUUGCUUUUGCAACAAACUUACACAACGAAUACCUCUGUGCAGUUUUACGACACAGUCCCCAGAUGUGAAUGAUACUGUCAAAAAACAAAACUCUAGCGUUGGGCCUCUGGAUGGAAUCCGAGUUCUCGACCUUUCAAGGGUACUAGCAGGGCCCUACUGUACAAUGAUUCUGGCUGAUUUAGGGGCUGAUGUCAUCAAAGUAGAAAGGCCCGGGGUCGGAGAUGAUACCAGGACCUGGGGGCCACCAUUUUGUGGGUCAGAGAGUGCCUAUUUCUUGUCUGUCAACAGGAACAAAAAGAGUAUUGCUGUUGACCUUAAGAAAAAGAAUGGUCAAGAAAUUGUCCAGAAGCUUGUGAGUCAGUGUGAUGUGAUGGUAGAGAACUACAUUCCUGGAAAGCUGGAGAAAAUGGGUCUUGGAUACAGUCAGCUGGCCGCCACCAAUCCCAGCCUUAUCUACUGUUCUAUAUCGGGGUAUGGUCAGACAGGGCCGUAUCAGCAGCGAGCAGGAUAUGACAUCAUAGCGGCCGGACUUGGCGGAUUGCUUCACAUCACAGGACCAAGAGACGGAGAGCCAUGUAAAGUUGGCGUUGCUAUGACGGAUCUAUCUACUGGGCUGUAUGCUCACGGGGCCAUCAUGGCUGCCAUCCUCCAGCGACAACGUACAGGUCAAGGUCAACACAUCGACUGUGACCUUGUAUCGACACAGGUGGCAUCCCUGGUAAAUCUGGGCUCCAACUACCUUAAUGCUGGACAAGAGGCACAACGAUAUGGCACAGCACAUCAGAGUAUUGUCCCGUACCAGGCCUUCCAGACAAAAGACAGCUACAUCAUGGUCGGAGGCUGUAAUAACCAACAGUUUACGUCACUCUGUCAGAUGUUGGAUCUAGACCAUUUGUCCAACGACCCUAAAUUCAUCAGUAACCAGAAACGUGUGGAGAACAGAGAUGAGCUGCUGGGAAUCUUAUCAGACAAAUUCCUGAGUAAAACCACAGAAGACUGGCUGGCUGUGUUUGAAGGGUCAGGUUUACCAUAUGGGCCGAUCAACAAUAUGGAGAAAGUCUUCUCCGAUCCACAGGUUCUCCACAACCAGAUGGUCCAGACACUGGAACAUCCUAUAGCUGGUCAGAUACAACUUCCCGGUCCUGCUGUGCGGUACAGCCAGUUUACACAUCCCCAGGCCACCGCUCCACCCACUCUAGGACAACACACCGACAUUGUGUUACAGAGCAUGCUGGGAUUAGAUCAUGUGACUUUGCAGAAACUCCGAGAAAGUUGUGUAAUAGAAUGAUGAACUGAAUAGGCAAGAAUUUUUAGCGAGACAUAAAUAUUUGGUGCAAUCAGAAGAUUUAAAACUGGAAAAAAUGAUACUAUCCUAGUUUUAAUACUGGUACUCAAGUCUGGGCUACCUCAAAGUAUUGAAAUUAAUCAAAAUGACGGCAGCUACAUAUUUGUGUGUAUUAAUAUGUUAAUCAGGGCCAUUUUCGUGUUUGCGGUCCAAACGGUUAGACCACUUGGACCAGUGUUGUUCGUUUAUGAAAUAAAGACGGACCUGGAGAUUUUAUAUUGUUUUCAGACAAGCCUUGAAAAAGACUCCCAAGGCCUGCAUUAACAUUUGCAGGUCCGUCAAGAUAUAUGUUUGAAAUAUUACAUUUAAAAACUGACAAACUGGUUUGUCCGCAUAAAGGAACAGGCCCUUGAUCAAUUUGUUGUACCUGUAAGAACUUUAAGAUGGGUUCCUGUCUAUUUUCACUCAGUUUUCAUUCCCUGUGAAAAUAUUUGAUAAUUUCUAUUUUUCCCAGAUUGCCUUAGUUAUGAGGUUUACAUGAAUACCAAGUUUGUUAAGUAAUAUGCAGUAUAAGCGAUAAAAUGAAGACUUUUCCUUGGAUUAAAUUUCUUCCCGCAAAAAAUAAUCUUCCCGAGAUAUUGAAAGCCGAUCAUCUGGGUCUAAAUGAUCACAUGAAAUCCUGUUAUGUAUAUUACUGAAGGAAACGUGGUGAUAAACGAGUAAUGAUUCUCCGAAAUAAAAGGUACCAGGCCUCGCUUGUAUAAAACUUUUCUAAGUGUUGAGAUUUCCUCAAAUCUGCUGAUUUCCUCAAAUUACUUGAGAUUCCUCAAAAUGGCUUGCAAAACCCUUCCUAAACCUCAACUUACCUCAAAGGAGGUGGUGCAUGGUGGCCCACGGCCGAAUCUUAUUUUA